Durusdinium trenchii is the source of this 441-nucleotide messenger RNA. Lineage: Eukaryota; Dinophyceae; Suessiales; Symbiodiniaceae. The record is from the annotation of a GenBank genome assembly.
AUGGAGAAGGAGGCAUCACCCGAGCUGGUGGCAUCCCUCAAGGAAGCCUUGGCUGCGGUUCUAGAAGUGCGGCCUGCAAAUCCAUUGAUAUUUCUACUGGCAUAUUUCCGCCGCGCUGCACAACCAGACAGCAUGGAAGCGUUGGCCUAUUUGCUGAAUGCUUGCCCACGUUCACGAGGCUGCUUUCAGGAGAAUGUGUACUCAACCUUCGUCUCCCUCAAGCGUCCAAAAGCAGAGACUUUGCAAUUGCAGGUCUGCGAUUCGUUCCUUCGGAUCCUUGGAGCUGCACUUCCGGAAGAGAUCAUGGAAGGUCUCUUGGAACAGCUCCGUGCUGGAGGCAGCGCUGUUCACUUCAACGAGUUCAAUUCUGUUGUGGAAGCUUGCAUCGCUGCCAACGAGGCUUUGGAAGGCUCCAAUGCGGGAGAAUCUGCGCUCACGUGA